Messenger RNA from Haliaeetus leucocephalus (bald eagle), 477 nucleotides. RefSeq names its product pre T-cell antigen receptor alpha (gene PTCRA). Lineage: Eukaryota; Metazoa; Chordata; Aves; Accipitriformes; Accipitridae. The record is from RefSeq and is a predicted model, not a curated record. The transcript has 4 exons. The coding region runs from base 1 to 477 and encodes 158 amino acids.
AUGACCGAGACCGCUGGCAGGGCCACCGGACCGCUGCCCACCCUGGCCCCGCCGCUGAGCAUGAUGGUGGCCGGGCAGCGCCGGCGGCUGGUGGUCUGUGUGGUGAGCGACCUGGCCCCCGGCUCCGGCCAUGCCGUCUGGAUCUCCGGUGGGAAUGGCAGCACCCUGCAGUCCUUCACCUACGGGACCUCCCAGGAGGACGGUGGCACCGUCUGCACCGUCUCCCUCCUCCCUGACGACCCCCCGGCCGAGGGGGAUCUCGCCUGCCACAUCGGACCCAACACAACCUCCCCGGCCCACAGCUCCAGCCCCAUCCGUGUCACGGGCGAUGAAGAAGUGGCAGAGCCGUGUCCCGGCAGCACGACUGUGCCGCCAGCCCGCGCCUCGGCAGCCCUGCUCGUGGCCGUCCGCGUGGUGCUGCUGAAAGUCGCGCUCUCCGACGCUCUCCUCACCUCCAUCCUCCUGGCCCAGAGCUGA